CCACGAACCUGCUGAGCCUCAUCUGCCGACAGGAGCAGCAGCGGCUGCAGGGAAAUGGGAGCGUGUCGAGGCCUGGAGACCACAGGAGAGAGACAAGGUCCAGAGCCCCCCACGUCCCGCUGCUGGGCCCUCACUGUUGCACCACACCAGCCCUCGAGAGCUCCAGAGCACCCUGGGGCAGCUGCCACUGCUCAGUGCCUUGCUAGCAGAGCUGUCGGUGCUCACCCACAGCGCUACGCCUGCUGCUGUCCACCCCUCUCUGGCCUGGCUCUACAAGGCCCCGGGGGGCAGUGGCAUGGCCUCACCGCCCCCCAGCCCCAGCCGCUUCUCUGCCCUCAAGCCCGCAGAGGCACCUGUGGGGGCUGGUGAGAGCAGUGGAGCCACCAGCCCUCAAUUCAAACAAGGGACCACCUCCCCAGGGUCUCUUCAGGCUGGGAGAGGACCUAAGCAAGCUGUACCCCAGGGAGAGACAAGCUCUGAAAGGAACUGCAAAACUAAGGAGAACAGACCUCCAAGAAGGAAACUGUUGUAUGGGCUGACAAAGACACUGAGGCUACGGCUGCAGCAGACCAACCCUGAUAAGCUGAUAAUUCAUGAAAGGAGAGAGCAGUACAGAAAAAAGCAAAUGGAGAUCCUGAAGGAGAGAAGCCCUUUAUCCAAAAGCAAGCUGCUCAGAAAUGCUGGAGAACAGGAUGUGGUUUCUUGCAGGCAUUGUAGCAAGGGGCAUAGUUCAAAGCAGAAUAAUCAGUUUGAUAAAACUGUUGAGACUUCAUUACAAAAUAGUGUUCUCACAGAGUAUGUUUCCAUGACAGGAGAUGCGUCCCCUGACCUGCAGAAACAGGCUAUUGAAAGUCUAUUGAACAAUGAAAUUGUAAGCAAGGAAUGUCCAUGCAAAGUAACUACAGCCCCCUUAGUGGAUGAACCUGUAUUAAAAUCUGCUCACAAGGAAAAGUAUGCGAAAGCCCAGGUCCCAGCAGCUUUCCCAUCAGAUGCUAAUGCAGAGGGAAGUAAUGAGGAAGCAAUAAACUUAAUCCGCCGUAAAACCACGGAGCAUGAUGAUGCAUCUGUUGCAAGUGAUAGUAAACCAAGCCCCAGCAGGAGUGUUGAAAAUUACUCCAAAUUAAUAUACUCAGAUGACUUUGUUGCUAGUCCUGAGAACACAGUUUAUUCAGAAGAUUUCACCAGUGCUGAGUGUAUGGACAGAGACUCAGAAGCUCUUGACAGCAGUCCUGAACCUCUGUGGCUUGAAAGCUCAAAGAGAGGUUGGUCAGAUACAGAGCCAGAAUCCAGCAAGUCCAGCAUUUCAAAGACAAGUCAAAGAGCUGAAAGUACUUCAUAUCUUUUGCCAGUUCCUUCAGUUUCAUCUCCAGUUCAGUCUUUGAAGAGAAACCGUGACUUAAAAACCAGCAAGCGAACUAGUGGUGAAUCUGUAGAUUCACUUAAUGAUGCCUCCAUUGGAGCAUUAUUAGAUGAAAAGCAGGAAGCCCAACAGAACAGAAAGGAAGAGAACAGGGGUGAUCAGCAUAUUAAACAAGUAUUUACACUGAGAAGCAAACAAGUUAGCUCUGAUGCUGAUCUGAGUAUAGGAAAGGGUCAGACCUGUGCAGGAAAAAGCCAGUCAGUAACUCAAGUUAGCUCUUACUUGCCAUCUAACAUGUCUGAUCUUGUACUUAGUGUUCUGGAAGACAGUAUAUCAGACAGAGAGGAUGAUUUUCUGGGAAAACUAUGUGUUCCUAAUCAAUACAAAGACAUAAGUGAACUUGUAAUAAACAAACUUCCGGGAUACACAAUGUAA
Messenger RNA from Pterocles gutturalis (yellow-throated sandgrouse), 1795 nucleotides. RefSeq names its product microtubule-associated protein 10 (gene MAP10). Gene Ontology annotation, cellular component: cytoplasmic microtubule; midbody; centrosome. Gene Ontology annotation, biological process: cytoplasmic microtubule organization; positive regulation of cytokinesis; mitotic spindle midzone assembly. Lineage: Eukaryota; Metazoa; Chordata; Aves; Pterocliformes; Pteroclidae. The transcript has a single exon. The record is from RefSeq and is a predicted model, not a curated record. Gene Ontology annotation, molecular function: microtubule binding. The annotation marks the transcript as partial.